This is a messenger RNA of Cetraspora pellucida, 366 nucleotides long. The record is from the annotation of a GenBank genome assembly. Lineage: Eukaryota; Fungi; Glomeromycota; Glomeromycetes; Diversisporales; Gigasporaceae.
AUGGAUCAUGGAGACCAUGGGUUUAGAUGUUCGAUGAAAAUGCUUUUCAACUGGGAUAUUACAAAUCUUUGUAUCGUAUUUUCUUGGUGGAAAGUAAACGGAAUUCCAUCACUGCUUUUAUCUUGUUUAAUUGUUGGUUCAUUAGGAGCUUUUUACGAGCUUUUAAGAUAUUGGUCAAGAAAAUUUGAUGAAAAGAUAUGCGAGGCAAGUUACCAACAAAUUAAUAAUAAUGAGGAAGAAAAUCAACCCAAUCCUGUGAAUCGUACCAUCAGUGUAGUUGUUGGUACAGGAAUUGGAUUCUUUCUUUUUGGUAAACAAACGCUUUCAAGGAUGGAUGAGGAUGAUAGAAUUGCAGGUUGCCACUGA